GCCGCGGAAGCCCCCGUGCCGUUCCUGGAGCGCCUCGCCUCCAUCCCCGCGGCCGCCGCCACCCGCGCGCCCACGCAGCCAGCCGAGGUGACCCAGGUGGCGGCGCCCACGACGCCGUCCAGGCUCGCGGCCUCGCCGCAGCUCGCCGGGCCCGCGGGGCCGCCCGCCGUGCGGGUGGCGUGCGCGGAGGGGCGGUGCGCGUCGCCGAUCCAGGUGCGAGCUACGGUCCCGGCGGUGGGGAAGCAGGCCAUGCUGCAGAAUGCGGCCAGGCACGCGGCGCAGCAGCGGUGCGCCUCCCCGGUGGUCGUGCGCCGGACGCGCUGCACCACCCCGGUGCGGUGCCGCUUGGCCUCGGGCGCGCAGGAG
Molecule: messenger RNA, 366 nt
Organism: Prorocentrum cordatum
Lineage: Eukaryota; Dinophyceae; Prorocentrales; Prorocentraceae
Source: the annotation of a GenBank genome assembly